UAAUUUAUUUAGCCCAUGGUUCUCCAUAAACAACAUUUUCCAACUCCGAGCUUCGGCCGUCGUCUUUUGGUUAUCGAUCCUCUGUUCGAAAAUGCCGGCCGUGGGAAUUGCCACCGGUGGCACCAAAAAGGCGUAUCCGGGGAAUCUUACUCUUUAUGUCACUGUGACAUGUAUCGUCGCUGCCAUGGGGGGGCUAAUUUUUGGCUACGAUAUUGGAAUUUCGGGUGGGGUAACUUCGAUGGACUCGUUCUUGGAGAAGUUUUUCCCGUCGGUGUUCAGGAAGAAGAACCAGAAGGAAACGACCAACCAGUACUGUCAGUACGACAGUGAGGCGUUGACGUUGUUCACCUCGUCGCUUUACUUGGCGGCGCUGUUGUCGUCGCUGGUGGCGUCGACGGUGACGCGUAGAUUUGGGCGGAAAUUGUCUAUGCUGUUUGGUGGUAUGCUGUUUUGUUCUGGUGCUAUAAUCAAUGCCGCUGCUAAGAACGUUUUGAUGCUUAUUCUUGGUCGUAUUUUGCUUGGUUUUGGCAUCGGUUUCGCUAAUCAGUCAGUGCCACUAUACCUGUCUGAAAUGGCUCCAUACAAAUACAGAGGUGCCCUCAACAUUGGUUUUCAGCUGUCAAUCACAGUUGGAAUUCUGAUAGCCAAUGUGUUGAACUUUUUCUUCGCAAAGAUCAAAGGUGGGUGGGGAUGGCGCUUGAGUUUGGGUGGUGCUGUGGUUCCUGCUCUUAUAAUCACAGUCGGAGCCUUUGUCCUCCCCGACACUCCGAACUCAAUGAUCGAGCGAGGAUGCCACGAUGAGGCUCGACAUCAACUCAAAAGAAUCCGUGGAAUUGACGACAUUGAUGAAGAGUUCAAUGACCUUGUUACAGCCAGUGUUGCAUCAAACCAAGUGGAGAAUUCAUGGACUAACCUGUUGAAGCAAAAAUACAGACCCCAUCUCACCAUGGCCAUCUUGAUCCCUUUCUUCCAACAGCUCACUGGCAUCAAUGUCAUCAUGUUCUAUGCUCCUGUUCUGUUUGACACCAUUGGGUUCGGAAGUGAAGCUGCCCUUAUGUCAGCUGUGAUCACCGGUUGUGUUUUUGUUUCUGCUACGGUUGUUUCAAUCUACGGCGUCGACAAAUGGGGAAGGAGGCUUCUUUUUCUGGAGGGAGGAAUUCAAAUGCUGAUAUGUCAGAUAGUAGUGGCAGCGGCAAUUGGUGCAAAAUUUGGAGUAGAUGGGGACCCUGGGCUGCUACCCAGAUGGUACGCAAUUGUGGUGGUGCUGUUCAUUUGCAUAUAUGUUGCGGGGUUCGCAUGGUCAUGGGGGCCUCUAGGUUGGCUGGUUCCAAGUGAAAUCUUCCCAUUGGAGAUUCGUUCGGCUGCUCAAAGUGUAAACGUCUCGGUCAACAUGUUCUUCACAUUCGUGGUAGCUCAAGUGUUUUUGGUAAUGCUUUGCCAUAUGAAAUUUGGGUUGUUCCUUUUCUUUGCGUUCUUUGUUCUACUGAUGUCGAUCUUCGUGGCGGUGUUCUUGCCUGAGACAAAGGGCAUUCCAAUUGAAGAGAUGAAUGAGGUUUGGAAGACACAUUGGUACUGGAAAAGGUUUGUGCAUGACAAGCAUUUGGAUGAUGGAGAGAGAGUUGAAAUGGUGAAGGGUGGAGGAUUUUAGUAAAAUGCUUAUUGUGAUUAUUGUGAAGACUUCAGUUUUUGUUAGAGAAGAUGGAUACUACAAACUUUUCACUAUCAGUAUCAAUUUAAUAGUGAU
Messenger RNA from Cucurbita maxima (winter squash), 1744 nucleotides. RefSeq names its product sugar carrier protein C-like. Gene Ontology annotation, cellular component: membrane. The transcript is spliced from 4 exons. The record is from RefSeq and is a predicted model, not a curated record. Bases 92 to 1648 code for a protein of 518 amino acids. Lineage: Eukaryota; Viridiplantae; Streptophyta; Magnoliopsida; Cucurbitales; Cucurbitaceae. Gene Ontology annotation, molecular function: monosaccharide transmembrane transporter activity. Gene Ontology annotation, biological process: monosaccharide transmembrane transport.